UCUGAACUAUUGUCCGACGACAACUGCUGCCAUUGGGUAUUAAAGUUCCGCAUGGAGAAGUUGAUUUCUUUCACAUUUUUUUUUAUUUCACUUUUAUUUAACCAGGUAGGCUAAUUGAGAACAAGUUGGCCAUUGACAAAUCAAAUACUUUAUUGGAAAUGUUUUAAAUGAAAUCUCAAACCAUGUUUGGUUCUUUAUGUUAUGUUUCUUGUGAACACUGUAAUAGCAAACACAUGCAAUAUUCAGAUCAUUUUACCGGUUGCAAUUAUUCAUUUUUUAGAAACAUCUUUAACUGCAUUCUUUGUAGUUGAAUUUUCACUCUGCACUGAUCAAGAAAGGGCUGGCUCACAAAAGCUCUACUGCUCUCUACGGUAUUUUCAUCAGAAACACUCCAGUCUCCACCUCCACUGAGGCUUAUCAGAUUGUCAGGGUACAGAAGGCUGUAUAGCAGGUAGGGAGAUUUGCAUUGUGGCUGGGGAAAUGGAGAGAACAGGUGGAGGUGUGGAGAACUCUGGAGCUGACGGCAGCUUGGUCGUCUGGUCUCUACUGACCUUCUGUCUUCUGUCUGGUCCUGCCACAGGUGACCAACAUGCCCACUGCUCUGAGUUCCUCUGUCUCAGCCCUCCCUCUCUUCUGGUGAGGCUCCUCAGCUUCUCCUCUGAGCAGGGUCCCUGUGGUUACCCCUUAGAUCUCCCUCCUUCAGGCCUCCCAUCUGGCCAGGGCCUCCCUCCACUUCCACCAGGCUUCCCAGGACUGGCCCCUGGUCCUGUGGCCUGGAGCCCCCUCAGCCCCACAGUUGUGAUUGUCCCGGGCAGGAGGCCAGCCAGGCUGCAGCCCAGCUGGGCGAGGGUGAUGGCGGGGGAGCUGUUAGAGGCAGGGCUGGUUAAUGUCCUGGUAGCUGAUUGGCUGCUGCCCCCAGAGCAGGAGAUCACAGAAGGAGCCAGGCAGGUGGGAGAGAAGCUGGCACAGACCAUAAAGACACUACUGGAGGACCAGGGCUCUUCUCCAGAGCUGUUCCACCUGGUAGGGUUUGGUGUUGGGGCCCAUGUAGCUGGUGUGACCGGGGCCUGUUUGGAGGGAACUAUUGGCAGGAUCACAGGCCUGGAUCCGUUCUCACCGGUGUUUUCCGAGGCAGACAGCAGCCUGUCUCUGGAUCACACUGAUGCCCAGUACGUGGACGUGAUUCACACCAACUUCAACCCCAAUGAGCCGGUAGCUCCCCUGGGGGUUCCUAGACCGUUGGGUCAUGUUGAUUUCUACAUCGGCAGAGGACAUCAACUCCCUGGUUGUCCUCAGGCUCUCAUGAAAAGGGAGCAGUACUUGCUGUGCAGUCAUCAACGGGCCUAUAGGUUGUUCACCAGCUCCAUCCGGUCCUCCUGCCCUCUCACAGCCUUCCCCUGCCAGGGAGUAGAGGACUUCCAGAGGGCUCGCUGUACACACUGUCAUCACCCUGGCCUCAACAUCUGCCCCCAGCUGGGCUACGACAUCAGCUGGCUGCCUCCAGAUCGACCAAUCGCCUUCCAGCCCCUGACCGCGGUCCUGGACAUCACAGCAACGGAGCCUUUCUGCGUGACGCCGUUCCUGUUGGAGGUGCACCUGGAGGGAAACACCUCGUUAGAAGCCCAGCUGUUUAUUCAGCUGAAGGGAGACGUCAGGAAAACACCUGUCAUGUUGGUGUCCGGUCCUUCCCUGAUGCAGUUUGAGUCUCAUCAGAUACACCAGUUCCUGGUUUCCAUACACCACACUGUUCAAGAGUUCAGAACCAUAGUACUUCACUUCUACUCUCAACGCCUCCUGUACUUGGCCUGGAGGAAGAGACGGAUUCACAUCAGUCAUCUAGUCCUUACACAACUACCCAGACACCAGGGGCUAGUAUCUUACAGGACCCGGAGUGUUACCGCAGUGGAGAAUCACAGAGUAGAUGUGUCUCUGCAGAAGGAAGAGUGAAGAUGGACGGGGGG
Molecule: messenger RNA, 1961 nt
Organism: Oncorhynchus nerka (sockeye salmon)
Lineage: Eukaryota; Metazoa; Chordata; Actinopteri; Salmoniformes; Salmonidae
Product: lipase member I-like
Exons: 10
Coding region: 481-1947 (488 amino acids)
Biological process (GO): triglyceride catabolic process; fatty acid biosynthetic process
Molecular function (GO): lipoprotein lipase activity; apolipoprotein binding
Source: RefSeq, a predicted model, not a curated record